Messenger RNA from Nycticebus coucang (slow loris), 790 nucleotides. RefSeq names its product SS18 like 2 (gene SS18L2). Bases 101 to 334 code for a protein of 77 amino acids. NCBI's taxonomy places the organism in Eukaryota, Metazoa, Chordata, Mammalia, Primates, Lorisidae. Gene Ontology annotation, biological process: positive regulation of transcription by RNA polymerase II. The record is from RefSeq and is a predicted model, not a curated record. Gene Ontology annotation, cellular component: nucleus. The transcript has 3 exons. Gene Ontology annotation, molecular function: transcription coactivator activity.
UGUGGCAGUGUUGUGUAUUGAUCCUGUUUCUGGCUCGGUUUUAGGCGAGUGGUAGGUGGUCUACGGUUUCUGAAGCAGGUUUUCGAUUGGGCUCCCCGAGAUGUCUGUGGCCUUCGUACCGGACUGGCUGAGGGGCAAGGCGGAAGUCAAUCAGGAGACUAUCCAGCGGCUCUUGGAGGAGAAUGACCAGCUGAUCCGCUGUAUUGUGGAGUAUCAGAACAAGGGCCGGGCGAACGAGUGCGUCCAGUACCAGCAUGUGUUACAUAGAAAUCUUAUUUAUUUGGCUACCAUUGCAGAUGCUAGCCCUACCAGUUCUUCAAAAGCAAUGGAAUAGUCUUCCAGUUGGCUGUUGUGAAGAGUAAUUGAAUGUAACCCAUCUCCUAAGAAAUGGACAUAGGGUCUUUACCAACUCAACUGCUUAAAUCAUGGAUGAAACUUCUGUGGAUCUUUUAAAAAUGUGAAAACAUGAAGAAAGCUACCAACUUAACUGUAUUUUUGAUGUAAAUAUUUAUUUUAAUAAUUAAGCAGAUCCCUCAAGAAUUUGGCCCCAGGUGUCCUCUUUCCUGAACUUGGAGCAUAUCUGGAUGAACAGACAUUCCUGGCAUCUUCAAGCCUACUUUUUAGUUUCAACCUGAAGAGGAAACUGAGUAGGCACUGGGCAGGAACUGGUGAGACUACUGAAUGAGACCUUACUAUAUGGACGUGUAACUGUGUAUUCUCUCCUACCUGUUUGUAAAUAUGGUCCCCCAACUGCUUUUUUCAGGUUGUUCUGAAAUAAAGCUUACUUUUC